This is a messenger RNA of Triticum aestivum (bread wheat), 1019 nucleotides long. RefSeq names its product immune-associated nucleotide-binding protein 9. The transcript is spliced from 5 exons. Gene Ontology annotation, molecular function: GTP binding. Lineage: Eukaryota; Viridiplantae; Streptophyta; Magnoliopsida; Poales; Poaceae. The coding region runs from base 1 to 915 and encodes 304 amino acids. The record is from RefSeq and is a predicted model, not a curated record.
AUGGACGGUGACGGCCGACACGACGACGGCGACUGGGUGCUGCCCUGCUCUGCCCUCGCCGACGUUACUCUGGCCCUCGUCGGAAAGAUCGGUUCCGGUAAGAGCGCCACCGCGAACCGCAUCCUUGGAAAGGAAGCAUUUCCCUCUGAGUUGUCCUACAGCGGGGUUACUUUGACUUGCCAGAAGAGAAGCAGGACGCUUCACGAUGGCUGUGCGACCCGCACCCUCAAUGUCAUCGACACUCCGGCUUCCCGGCAUAAGUGGAAUGUGAUGUUUGCGGUUUGUGCUGUCACGCUAUGGCACGCCAGAAAUGAUCGUGUGUUCAACCGCAAGCGCUGGACAGGGGCCUAUGUCGGGUUUUAUGCAGCAGAUAUGCUUCGGAUGUGGGCUUACAGAGCUAAAAAGCAACAGCACAAGGAGGACCUGCUGGAGUGGGACAUGUUAAACCUAUGUAAAAACAGGGUUGUUCUGUUUAACAAUAAGACAAGCAAUAAGAAGCGCCAUUUGGCACAGCUGAAAAAAUUGCUUGAUGCAGUGGACUCUGUUAUAUCCAGCAAUGAUGGAUACCCAUUUUCCAACCAGAUCAGUCGAAUUCAGCAAGCACAGAGUAGGGAAGAAAUAAGUGUUGACGAAUGCUCAGUAGAACAGAUGUCCAAAAUGAAGAAAGAGAUACAUGAUGAAUGCCUUGCACAGCUUGCGAAGAUGGUGGAGGAAAAACUAAAUAGUACAAUCACUAGGCUUGAAAAACUACUGUUGGAAGAGCAGAAAGCCAGGCUGGAGUCGGAGAAUGAGGUGGCAGAAGCAUUAUUACGAUCAGAAAAGGAGAUCAAGAAGCUCAGUGAGAUACUACAGAAGGCUAAGCAGGAGACUGAAAGCACACAAAAAGAAAUGGAGAAACUCAGAAAAAGAGAGUGAAAACUCUUGAAAAGAAAAACUGAAAGUGAGCGUGACAAUAGUGUAAUUCUCAAUAGGGUAAGAUGCAUAUGGCUAAGCUUUUGGGUUGGAGAAUGCCCUAUGAG